CCAUUGGCAAAAUUAUGGCAAGUACAAGACAAUGAAAUACCCAAAUUACUGCGUAUUGAGAAGAAUUUAAUUCAAGUAGAUGAAAUAUUAAAACCGUUGCUAGAUGAAGAAAGUUUUGGUGGAACUUAUAUAGACGUAAAAACGAAUCGUGUAGCAAUUAAUACAUUAAAUUUUACUAAGGCCGAUAAUAUAACAUCUAUUAUGAGGAAACAUAUUAAUUUUUUAUCAUUUGAAAAUGUUAACCACUCCUUAACUACAUUAAGACACACAUUUAACCGAAUAUCUGAACUAGCUCAAAGUAUAAGACCAAGAUCUAUUAGUUCUUUCAUUGAGAUAAAACUUAAUAAAGUAGUAAUAAUUUUAUCUCACAAAGAUGAUAAUCAUAACAAAGAAUUUUUAAGGGCUAUCGAAGUAUAUAGCGAUACUUUGAAUUUACAAUAUGCCGGUGACCAAAACCCAUCUAAUCCACCUCCUAUGAAUCUUCAAAGAAUAUCAGGCAGAGAUAAUGUAUUGCCUCAAAUUUUAAGUGGAGAAGGUAUAUAUUAUUUAAAAACCGGUAUAAGGUGUUCUGCAGGAUUUUGGGCAAAAUCGAAAGAUUCAAAUACGAAUUACAUUGUAACCGCAGGACAUUGUUCUAAAUUUGGGAAUUCUGCUUAUUAUCAUAUGCCGUGGAAUUCACCUUUCUCAUUAAGAUCAUCCAGAUCAUUUGGACAAACGUCAAUAUAUCAAAUUCAACCUUACGAUGUUGCUUUGAUUAAUAUAACAGCUAAUAUCAAACCAACAGCGAUGAUAAGAAAUACUGAUUCUGAAAUAUAUAAAGAGUUAUUUAUAUGUGAUGACAUUGCUGUAUCCACUCAUGGUGCUCAUUUAUGCAAAUCUGGUUAUGGUUCUCAUGUUACUUGUGGAUAUAUACGAGCGUUCAAUGCAUUUUUUUUGGAUGAUGAAGACAAUUUUAAUCCGCAAUUGACAAUUACGGACAUGUCGACGAUUAAUCGAGAUAGUGGAGGACCUAUAUUUUAUUAUAAGCAAAAUUUGCGUCAUGUAAGUUUAUAUGGUAUACAUAUUGUAGGUGGUGUAAAAAGUACUGCUAUGACACUACCAAUAAAAAUAAUUCUUGACGAAUUUAAGUUGGAUCUUUUACUAAAGAAAACGUUUGGCAUAUGCCCAAUAUUAUAG
Molecule: messenger RNA, 1176 nt
Organism: Cetraspora pellucida
Lineage: Eukaryota; Fungi; Glomeromycota; Glomeromycetes; Diversisporales; Gigasporaceae
Source: the annotation of a GenBank genome assembly